Molecule: messenger RNA, 1759 nt
Organism: Musa acuminata AAA Group (dessert banana)
Lineage: Eukaryota; Viridiplantae; Streptophyta; Magnoliopsida; Zingiberales; Musaceae
Product: RING-H2 finger protein ATL16
Exons: 1
Coding region: 596-1561 (321 amino acids)
Biological process (GO): protein ubiquitination
Molecular function (GO): transferase activity
Source: RefSeq, a predicted model, not a curated record
CUCUGGAUCCUUAUACAUUCUGAUUUGGAAGGACUCGGAAGAUAAGAAAGCCCCCACCUUUGCCCUUCCCCACCUUCCGCACAAGUCCAACCUUGCACCCACUACUAGCGUGUUCCAACUCCACCAUUUGGUCUUCUCCUCCGAGCACCCUUUUCCACUAUAUUCCUGCUCGUGAUAGCACUUUGUGGACCAUUUCCAACCUCGCCGUAUCCUCUCUGCCUCGCCAGCUCACACCUCCUCCUCUCUUUACCGCUCGCUUUUUUGUGCUUUGGCCUUCUCACACUUGCUCCCCCAACCAGGCAAUUCUGACACCUUCACCUGGAGCAUCUCCUCUGCUCGACACUUCAUUCAUCCUCUUCCAUUCCAGGUCUGCGGUUUCCAGCAUCGUCAUCCGGGAGGUCUGCGACUUCGUGCCUGAAUCCUUUAAGCAAAGUCCCCGUUGACUUUGUUUCAUCCAUGUCCCCCAGGCCUUUUAGACUUUGGAGUUUCUCGUCUCCACUCAGUGAUUGAGUCGUUCUCGUAACUUGUAUUUAGCUCGCUCUGGUCUUCCUCCUCUCUCGGGUUGUCUCAGAUUAGUGUCACCUUGCCAUCUUCCAUGGAUCACCGUGGCUUUCCACCCCCACUCGGUCACCAACCCCCUCCUCCGUCUCCUCCCUCCUCGGACGCCAGCUUCCCCAUCCUAGCUAUAUCCAUCCUUGGCAUCCUCACCACGUCCAUCCUCCUCCUCAGCUACUACGUCUUUGCGGUCAGAUGUUGCCUCAACUGGCGCCGGUCCGAUGUCGUGGGCCGCCUCUCGCGUUCACGGCGCCGUCUCGACGACCGACUGAUGGCCUACUCGACCGUCACCGAGAGCCACGGCCUCGGUGAGUCGGAAAUCCGGGCAAUCCCCACGCUUCGAUACCGCAGAGGGGGCGACGGCGCGGGGAAGACGUCCUUCCACGAGUGCGCUGUGUGCCUGAACGAGUUCCAAGAAGAGGAGAGGAUUAGGCUGCUGCCGAACUGCUUCCAUGUCUUCCAUAUAGACUGCAUAGAUACCUGGCUCCAAACCAACGCCAAUUGCCCGCUCUGCAGGUCGAGCAUCACCACAGCCGCGGCACCUGUUCCGCUCGACCAAUUCACGGCCUCGGCUCCACAUCAGGACCCUCGUCGGAGUGGUGAUAUAGUGAUCGAUAUCAGAGACGACGAUAGCGACCCGCAGGCCCAAGCGGUCACUGCCACCGACGCCAAUACCAAUCCUUCGCGGUGGAAGUCGGAGCAGAGGGUCGGGCACAAGAGGGGGAGGAAGGUCCAUCGUCACGGAAGCAUGGGGGACGAGUGCAUCGACACGAGGGCCAAAGACGGGCAACUCCAGGUUCAACCCAUGAGAAGGUCUUUCUCCAUGGACUCUUCGAGCGACAGGCAGCUCUACAUGGCAGUCCAAAAGAUCAUGCGCCAGAAUCCACACUUCCUAGAAGCCACCGGCGGAGAAAGCAGCAGCACUUCCGGCAGAAUCCGGCGGUCGCUGUUCUCAUUCCACCGGCACUCGCGCAGUGCUGUCCUUCCGGUCCAAAUCGAGCAGUAAUCAUCCCAAAUCAGCGGCAACUUCGAUCCCAUCCUACUCCCUCCGAAGGUGAUGAUGUCCAUGGACACGUAAAACUUGGAGUUUUCGAGUACAACAUGAUUGAUGAUGAUGUUCUAUGCCAUCACGGCUAGCAUCAUAGCUAGAUUUGGAUGUAAAAUUUCACCCUUCUGUUCUAGAAAUAAAUUAUUAUUAUUAUUA